Molecule: messenger RNA, 1407 nt
Organism: Durusdinium trenchii
Lineage: Eukaryota; Dinophyceae; Suessiales; Symbiodiniaceae
Source: the annotation of a GenBank genome assembly
GAGAACAGUGAAGGACGGAGAAGUCGUCUGUCUGUGCCACGGCAUGCGCUUCACGGACAUCCACAAGGUGCAGGACUUCUUGCAGCAGAAAGGCAACAGUCGCUUUGCCGAUCGUAUUGUGCGAGUUGGCAACGUUGCCAAGGAUGGCGAAAAGGUUGAUGUGCACGUGGUGCUGAUGGGAGCGGCUGGCUACAUCAACCACUAUCUUGGGAUUCGCAGGUUUCCAAACAGCGUCAUCGAGAUGGAUUGUGCCAGUGGCCCAACCAGCGGCUUCUUGAAGAUCGUUUGCCAGACAGCAACCGGACAAGGCAUAGCUGGUGGCGGUCCUAUCGUUUUGAACUAUGGGCCUCAUUAUGACCUCACGCAGAAGCCUCACGAGGAAGAAGCGCCCUUUCUUGGAGGAUUGGACAGUUUCUUUCAAAAGCUAGAUGCUGGCAUGACAAAGAAUGAGCCUGAGCAGGUCACGCCUCAGAAGCGGCAGGGCGAGCCAGAAUCUUCAAGGACGCCGCCAAACCCAGAUGCAAAGAAGGCCAAAACUGAGGCCAAAGCUGAGGCCACAGUUCAGGAGACACCGAAGAAGGAAGCGACCGUGCAGGUGGAGAAGCCGAAGGCAGAGAGCUCUGGUGCUCCCGCUGGCUCUUCGCCUCCGCUAGUAGAGCUUGGUGAGUGCAAUGGGCUCAAAGUUGGUCUUCAGGUGUCUGAGAAUGGGCCUAGCACUUUGCACGUCUUCAACACAGACACCAAAAACAAAAGGAUGAGCAAGGGAACGGUCUUUUGCAAAUGGACGGAUGGCAACGUCGUUCGAGGUGUUGAGCUGCCGGCAAAUGGAGUAGAGUACGCUCUGCAGCCAUCCAGCUGGGUGCUUCAUGAAUCGUUGCAAUACAUCCAGGUCCAGGAUGCCAUCAAGAAAGAGCCUGCUUGCUCUUGCCUUUUCGGCUAUGAGCCGUUUCCAUGCGCAACGCCGCCCAAGGUGUUGAAGCCAGCAAAAGCUGGAAAGAUGAUCGUGGUGUGCAAGGAUGCGCAAACUGUCCAGGUUCACCGGGCUCCUUCUGAUGCCUUGCGAUUGGUCUUUAUCAUGAAGAUGCAGAAGGAAACGAUGCUUCCACAUGGCUUGGCUUUGGUGUGCUCAAAGCAGAUCACUGUGCCGGCUGGACAGUGGAAGCAGGUGUGAAAGACGGCAGGUAGAAGCAGCCAUGAGCGAUGGCAGUUUUGAUUCUUGUGACGUUUGAUGGGCAUGCUGAGCAAUGGCCGAAAUGAAUGUUGAAGUUGUAUCUGUUCAUUUGUCCGAAUCAUAGCCUAAUGAUUAAGUUGUGGCCUGUGCUCCUCAACGCCUAUAUAGAUGAAGAGGUUCCCGAUUUGCACAGGGCUGAGAAAGUUGCUUCAAAAGAAGCUGCAAGACGGCAGGAG